Molecule: messenger RNA, 785 nt
Organism: Cladophialophora immunda
Lineage: Eukaryota; Fungi; Ascomycota; Eurotiomycetes; Chaetothyriales; Herpotrichiellaceae
Exons: 1
Coding region: 363-686 (107 amino acids)
Source: RefSeq, a predicted model, not a curated record
CUACGCCCACCUGCGACCUCUCGACUAUAUACCAACCGCAAUACUUGGCCCAUCGUCCCUGCUCCGUGACCAGGCCCAAAGCCCUUGUACUGGCCCAAGGGAGAGACAGAGCCAUGCGGUAUCGCCCUGCUCAAUGAAUGACGCCAAGCUAUGAAUCACCGACAUCCAUUCCUCUCGAGCAGCUACCACCUCUCGCAGCGUGUUGCCCUGCUAUUUUCUGCCAAAAAAGAAACCCCUCACACCCUCGGUGAUGACGAUGUCCACACGAAUUUGGGGGAAGGUUCGAGUACCUGGGGCGGGUGCUUGCCAAUAUCAGGGACAGACUUGGGUUGAGGUAGACAUGGUGGUCGUCGAUUCAACAAAUGGCUGAGGAUCCAGGACUUGGUGCUGGCGGAUAUGGAAGCUUUUGUGUUGAAGUUGUUGGCCGGGGGCUGAACAGCUUUUUCUUCUUAGCCCAGACCUCUGUCAACGAUCCAACGAUGGCUCCGCCGACAAUGCCCAGCAGCCUGUCAAAGGUUUGUUCCCCGACGAAGUCUACGGUGAGACCUCGGCGGACAGCUCUGAAGAGUCCUCUUUCGCCUUCAGCAGUGGCAUCCUCAUUGUUGGGUGCUUGGACUCCGUUGUACUGUGGUUGUUUGCAGGAAUGUCAGAAGCUGCUUCGGUCUCGAACAAGUCUUGGGUUCUGACUUCUGGGAUCAAGGCCAGCUCAAAUCCUCCCUGCGACCUUUGCUAUGGGGGCACUGAAAAGAUCGGCUUUCGUUUUGCACCUUGCCGGGAAAUUCCAU